This is a messenger RNA of Metarhizium robertsii ARSEF 23, 291 nucleotides long. RefSeq names its product putative protein family UPF0057. Gene Ontology annotation, cellular component: membrane. The coding region runs from base 1 to 291 and encodes 96 amino acids. The record is from RefSeq and is a predicted model, not a curated record. The transcript has 3 exons. NCBI's taxonomy places the organism in Eukaryota, Fungi, Ascomycota, Sordariomycetes, Hypocreales, Clavicipitaceae.
AUGGGUGUCGCAUCUGCUAUUCUCAUUGUUCUCAUCACCAUUCUAUUCCCUCCGCUGGGUGUGUGGGCAGUGGCAGGAUGUGGCAUGGAUUUGUUUAUCAACGUUUGCUUGACAAUUCUGGGAUACUUUCCGGGUCAUAUACAUGCGUUCUACCUCGAAUACAUCUAUUACGACCGCCGCGAACAGGCCCAUCAGGGACGAUUCCCUACCAGCCGCGCGCCAGGCGUGUACUCUGACAACGUGCAGACUGGAGGACAGGGUUAUGGAACUAUUGUCCAGCCUACACGCUAG